Molecule: messenger RNA, 384 nt
Organism: Bipolaris maydis ATCC 48331
Lineage: Eukaryota; Fungi; Ascomycota; Dothideomycetes; Pleosporales; Pleosporaceae
Source: RefSeq, a predicted model, not a curated record
AUGUUCGUCGUUGGCAUAGUUAUUUUCGAUACCCAGUGUGAUGACAACUUAGUCACUUCUCGGUUUCUCAACGAGAGAGUUGUAGAAUGGCAACCCUACGAAAACGGCAUCGGCUCCUCUACGAUCGAUGGUACUAAGAUGGAGUUCCUAGGCGAGAUCCUAGGAAGAUGGUAUAUUGUAAAAUCCAGUAAUCGCGACAACGUGCCACCCCGCUAUGAAAUCGCUACCUUCAAGGUUAUCGAUUGUCAAGAAUGCCAAGUGAUUAUCGGACGCAAUACCAUCAAAGAUUUGGCUAUGCCUACCAUGUUCGAGGAACUUGGGCCAUCUCGCUUCAGUGCUAGUAAUAUUAGCACGCUAGUGAAUAGAUUAAAAAAACCGAGUUAG